Molecule: messenger RNA, 2865 nt
Organism: Patiria miniata (bat star)
Lineage: Eukaryota; Metazoa; Echinodermata; Asteroidea; Valvatida; Asterinidae
Gene: dnai2
Product: dynein intermediate chain 3, ciliary
Exons: 13
Coding region: 1-1803 (600 amino acids)
Biological process (GO): cilium movement; outer dynein arm assembly
Cellular component (GO): outer dynein arm
Molecular function (GO): dynein heavy chain binding; dynein light chain binding
Source: RefSeq, a predicted model, not a curated record
AUGGAGAUAGUGUACGUUUACACCAAGAAGCGCAGUGAGUUUGGUCGGCAGUGUAACUUCUCCGACCGGCCGGCUGAGCUCCACGUGGACAUCUUGCCAGAUGAGAGCCUCGCGGCCAACUUCAUUGAGAAGAAUCCUGUGGACAGGGGCAUCCAGUGUGUCCAGGAGAUGUCAGAGCAUGAUGUCAACACAGAGAGGUUUGAGACAGAGACCCGAGGCAUCAACCACAUGGAAGGAGGCUGGCCCAAGGAUAUCAACCCGCAGGAGGUGGAGCAGGUCAUCCGAUUCCGUAAGAAGGUGGAGAAAGAUGAGACCUACAUCAACACAAUACAGUCACUAGCCACGACAAUGGAGCACUGCAUCCGACAGAACAAUGCCAUCAACAUCUACGAAGAUUACUUCUCAGACCUGGCCAUUGAGGAAACUGAGGAGACGCCGUCAGCCAAGACCAUCAAUGUCUUCAGAGAUCCCAAUGAAGUGAAGCGUACAGCCACACAUCUGUCCUGGUACCCUGACGGUGCCCGUAAGCUGGCUGUGGCUUACUCCAACCUGGAAUUCCAGAGGUCGUCCCCAGACACAAGUCUGGAUUCCUACAUCUGGGAUAUUGAAAAUCCCAACAAGCCAGAGACAACACUCAAGCCCGUAUCCCCACUGGUGUGCCUGGAAUACAACCCCAAAGACGUCCACGUUCUCAUUGGUGGCUGCUACAACGGACAGAUUGCUUUCUGGGAUACAAGAAAGGGCUCCCAGGCCGUGGAGAUGUCGCCCGUCGAACACAGCCACCAUGAUCCUGUCUAUAAGACCAUCUGGCUGCAAUCUAAGACAGGCACGGAAUGCUUCUCAGCAUCAACGGACGGACAGGUGUUGUGGUGGGACAUUAGGAAACUGGGCGAGCCGACAGAGAAACUUGUGAUGGACCCCAACAAGAAAGGCAACAUGGAGAACGCACAGGGCGUCAUUUCGCUGGAGUAUGAACCAACGGUUCCCACUAAAUUCAUGGUCGGCACAGAGCAAGGUACCAUCAUCUCUUGCAACCGCAAAGCCAAGACGCCAGCUGAGAAGAUCGUGGCCAUCUACAAGGAGCACAUCGGACCUGUCUACUCCCUGCAGAGAAAUCCGUUCUUCCCCAAGAACUUCCUGACUGUCGGCGACUGGACGGCCAGAAUCUGGUCUGAAGAUGUGAGGGACUCAUCAAUCAUGUGGACUAAGCACCACAUGUCCUACAUGACCGACGGAUGCUGGAGUCCCGUCCGGCCGGCUGUCUUCUUCACCACCAAGAUGGACGGCACGCUGGACGUGUGGGAUUAUCUCUUCAAGCAGAACGACCCAACGCUCAGCCUACAGGUGUGCGACGAGGCUUUGCACAGCCUGCGUGUUCAGGACCAGGGCCACCUGAUCGCCACCGGUUCCCACACGGGCACCACCACCUUACUGGAGCUGUCCAGCAGCCUGUGCACCAUGCAGCGCAACGAGAAGGCCCUGGUGACGGCCAUGUUUGAGCGGGAGACCAAACGGGAGAAGAUUCUGGAAUCCAGGCAACGAGAGCUGAGACUGAAACGGGCCGGCACCAGCGCAGGCGGUAAUGAGGACGAAGGAGAAGGAGAAGGCAUGGAAGAUGAGGACCUCGUGGAUGCGGCCGAGAAGGACUUCUUCCACAUGAUCAAUGCCGACAAGAAGAAGCAACAGGCCAAGAACAACAAAGACGACCAGACCAAGAUAGACAAUACGAUCAUCGAGGAAAGCGGAGAAGAGGAAAACGAGAAGAAAGACACCGAGAACGGAGAGAAGGAAGGCAAAGACUGAGUGACUUUACCCUGAGCUCGUAUUCGACCUGUGAACUUUGACCUGUCAGAAGAACUGGUACCCUGAUGCUGAUAGCCUCAUGAUUUGUGUACAUAUCUACCGUUUUUAUAUUCAUUGCUGUUUCCAUUGCGGUUACCAGUGAAUAAAUUCUGUACAGUACUGCCGAGUUUAACAUAUUAAUUAGCAAGCCACUGUUAAAAACAAACCCUUUUUAUCUUUUCCUUACAAAAAGUUGAAGUGGAGGUUCAUGGUUCAUUGCAUCAAAUUUGUUAUAGUUCUCUGAAGACCAAUACAAAUUCAAAUGUUUAUUUUACUUGAAUAAACAUAUUAUAAAGGCGAUUAACUUGUGGGGGAAUAAUUGUUUAUUUUCAUUCUAAACAUACCAUUAAUGUAUACUCUACUUGAAUAAACACACUAUAGUGUAAUAUAUACAGGAAGUAACUGGUGGGUAGUAACUGUUUUUCAUUUCAUUUCAUUUUCAUUCAACAAAUACCAUUUUAAGGAUCCGAUAAAGGUAAGGCCUAUAUACAGAUGGAUUCUACUCACAAAACAAAUCUUGAAUUACAGAGUUGCUUGUCAAAUAAUUCUUCAUAUGGAAACAUUUCCUAAUGUUGUAUAGUGCUUUUUGGUUUGUAAUAUUAUAACAUGUUCAUAUAAUCCGUCCUUUAUUCAAAUAUUGUCAAUUUGAAGAGAGUUUGGGGGAGUAUAAAACGUUCUUAAAAAUUCACUGUUAAACUGAUUAUUGUAUGUUAUAAUCCAUUAUAAAAAAGGCUGUUGUGCCUUGAAGCCAUUAAAGUUCAUGUACAAUGUAUCUAUAUUUCCGUCCAUUAAAAAGGUUUUACACAAGUCUUACAUAACUUUAAUUUUUGUAUGAUCAGUGUAAUUUUUGUUUCAUUGUGCUGUUCGAGGGGCAAUUAAAACAACAAAUAUGAUAUACUUCGACAAAAAACUUUAAAAUUAUUGGAAAAAUUGCCACAUUUCACAAUCGUAAAUAGGCAACUGAAAAGAAAAUGGAGAUAGCUGUUAUACCUUCAGAAUAUAAAAUGUGUAAAAUGUGUCCUU